AUGCAGUUCGAGGCAGGUAACAAGGUCUUCCUGAAGGUCACACCGAUGAGGGGUGUGUUUCGUUUUGGGAAGAAAGGGAAGUUGCAACCAUGCUUCAUUGGUCCCUUUGAGAUCCUAGACCGAGUCGGCAACUUUGCCUAUCUGUUGGCUAUGCCACCGGAGCUUUCAGGUGUGCACGACGUGUUUUAUGUCACGAUGUUGAGGAGAUACGUGCAUGACCCCGAGCAUGUGGUUAACUUUAACGAGUUGCACGUCGGGCAAAACCUAACGUACGAGGAGGUACUAGUAGAUGUCUUGGACCGGAAGGUCGACCAGCUGAGGAACCGGAGGGCAAUACUCGUCAAAGUCCAGUGGAGCUGCCACGACGAGGCCGACGUGACCUGGGAGAGCGACGCAGACGACAGAACCGACUCUACCACCGAUUGUCAACUUCUUGACCUUCGUAGCCACCACGCAACGGCGACAAUUGACAUCAACAGCGAGAGCACCGGGAGUGCUUCAGAAACAUCGUCGGCUAAGAAAAAAACGACCGGCAACGCAGAGGCUCAUUCAGUGAUUAAAAUAGCCCGCCAUGGCGUCGCCAUGGCGCGAGAUAUGGAUAUGGAGGACAAUAGUAAAAAGGACAUUGCUUGGAAGUAUUUGAAGAGGGAUCCCACAAAUAUACAUGCAUUUACUUGCAAUUUUUGUGGGAUCACGUACAAAGGUGGAGUCUCAAGAAUGAAACAACAUUGGGUUGGAGGCUUUCCAAAUGUCUUACGAUGUUCAAAAUGCCCGGCGGAAGUUCGUGUAGAAGUAAAAGAAUACAUGGAAAUGAAAAAGAAACAAACGGAGCAUAGAAGAUGUGUAGUAGACAUUGAUGAAGUAGUUGAUUUGGAUGAUUAUGAUGUCGAAGAAGAAGAAAUUGUUCCCAUGAAGGCUCAAACUCCAAGGAAUCUAUCCUCCUCCGCAUCCACUCAAGGUUUCAACAUGAAGAAAACUCAAUUUCAAUUCAAGAGGCCAAAAGCAAAAGGAGCUAUUGAUUGCUAUUUUACACCCGAUGCCGAAGUUGCCGUGGAAAAUCGAAAGAGCAAAGGAAAGCAACCAAGAAUAGAUGAAAAUUCGCCCUAUCGAGAAGAGUUGAGGAAGAGAGCUUAUGAAAAGAUUGCAAGGUUCCUAUAUGAAGCCGCGGUCCCUCUUAAUGUGGUCAAUUGUCCGGCUUUUGGGCCUAUGAUUGAGGCCGUUGGAAAUUAUGGUUUCGGGUUGCCGCCGCCGACGUACUCUCAAGUAAGAGGCCCGUUGCUUAAGAAUGAAAAAGAGCACGUGAUGAAGAUGAUGAAAGAGCACGAGCUAUCUAGAGCACAAUACGGGUGCACAUUGAUGUGUGAUGGGUGGACCGAUCGGCGGAAUCGGACUUUGAUAAACUUUUUGGUGAACUCUCCUCGUGGCACCGUGUUCCUUCACUCUGUUGAUGCUUCGAGCUAUGCAAAGGAUGCAAGGAGAAUUCAAGACUUGUUGGAGACUUACAUUGAAGCCAUUGGAGAAGAAAAGGUUCAAAUUGUAACCGAUAGUGCGGCGGCAAACAAAUUGGCCGGGCAUUACUUGGAGGGGAAGUAUCCACAUUUGUAUUGGAGUCCUUGUGCCGCACAUUGCCUCGACUUGAUGUUAGAAGAUAUUUUCAAAAUUCCUUAUCUUCAAAGGACAUAUGAGAGGGCUCUCCGAGUGCACGGCUACAUCUACAAUCGUCCCACUUUGUUGAACAUGAUGCGGCACUUUACACAAAAGAAAGAUUUGGUGAAGCCGGCAAAAACCCGUUUUGCAACGGCAUUUUUGACUUUGCAAAAAUUUCUUGUUCACAAGGCUAAUUUGCGAAAAAUGUUUGUGUCCGACGAUUGGACUAAAAGCAAAUGGGCGAAAGAGGAACAAGGCAAGAAGGUCGCCGAGAUUAUGAUGAUGCCAUCCUUUUGGACCAAUGUGACGAUUGCUUUGAAAUUUGCUUCUCCUCUUGUUGGUGUGCUUCGGAUUGUAGAUGGUGAGGAAAAGCCCCCGGUGGGAUAUAUUUAUGAGGCGAUGGAUAGGGCCAAGGAAGCCAUUGCAUCCGCAUUUCAAGGUGUCCAAAGCAAGUAUCAAGAGGUGUAUGAUAUUAUUGAUCGAAGGUGGAAUGUUCAAUUACAUCGACCUUUGCAUGCGGCGGGUUUUUUCUUGAAUCCGGAGUUCUUCUACAAAGACCCGGAGUGUUGUGGAGCUUCUUCGGAGAUUUAUAGAGGCUUGUACGAGUCCAUCCAAAGGUUGGUUCCAAGUAUUGCAACACAAGAUCAAAUUUGUGAUGACUUGGACAAAUAUCGGAAUGCCGAGGGUCUCUUUGGUUUGCCUAUGGCGGUUAGGCAAAGAGCUACAAGGACACCGACAAAUUGGUGGGCGGCGUAUGGCUCCAAUACACCCGAUUUGCAAAAAUUUGCUAUCAAGGUGUUGAGCCUCACUUGUAGCUCGUUCGGAUGUGAGAGGAAUUGGAGUGUUUUUGAGCACAUUCUUUCGAAGAAAAGAAACAAAUUGGAUCAUGAUCGACUUAAUGACUUGGUGUUUAUCAAGUACAAUAGGGCAUUGCAACGCCGGUACUUGAGGGGAAAAAUUGAUCCUAUUGCCUUGAAAGACAUUGAUGAAAGCAAUGAAUGGUUGGUGAGUGCUAGAGAAGAAGAAUAUGUGUUUCAAAAUGAGGAUUUAACUUGGGAUAACGUUGCUACGGCCGCCGGGGUUGAGGAGCCGAGAAAUAGAACUAGAUCAACUGGAAAGAAGUCGGUUUCUAACGCAUCAUCUUCAUCAUUUAGGCUUGUAGAUGAAGAUUGUGAAUGGAAUGAUGAUGUUAUCAACGAUGAUGCGGAAGAAGAGGAUGUGGAUGGAUAUAAGUUGGAUGAUGAUGUCGCCGCGGUCGAAGAACUUUCCCUCGACUAG
This is a messenger RNA of Striga asiatica, 2925 nucleotides long. The record is from the annotation of a GenBank genome assembly. NCBI's taxonomy places the organism in Eukaryota, Viridiplantae, Streptophyta, Magnoliopsida, Lamiales, Orobanchaceae.